Trichomonas vaginalis G3 is the source of this 2586-nucleotide messenger RNA. RefSeq names its product armadillo (ARM) repeat-containing protein family. The coding region runs from base 1 to 2586 and encodes 861 amino acids. Lineage: Eukaryota; Parabasalia; Trichomonadida; Trichomonadidae. The record is from RefSeq and is a predicted model, not a curated record. The transcript has a single exon.
AUGAGUUCUGUAGAGGAAUUAACAAUCGAAAAGAUCCGAGAGGUUAUUCGUGAUACAACUACCUUUGAUCAGGAUGUUCAAAACGAAAACACUCGAAUUUCCGACAUUUGGUAUUCCAAUCCCGAAUAUUAUCGAUUUUGCAUUGAACUAUUCAACGCACAUCAUAAUUUAAAGGAAGUAUUCUUAGCCGCCAUUACAGCAACUCAAAUGGUCCAGUUAUAUUACAGUGUUCUCGGUGAUAAACUCUCCGAAAUUUAUAAUUCAGCUGCUCAAUUACUUAUCGAUGGCAUAGAUGAUGAACAAUGCGUCUGUCAGCUCCUCCGUCUUCUUGCAAUCAUUUCUUUUUAUAAUAUAGAGUUUUUCAACCUUCCAAUUCUUGAUUCGUUUUCUCUUGAGUAUAAAUACAUUUUCUUCACAUCAUUCGAUGAAGUAUGCGAGCGCGUUACAAGUCUUGAAGUUACAAAUAUUUUCUUGCAACUUACAGAGCCAAUUUUAGCCGAAUCAGAUCCGAGCCCACAAUGGCUUAGAUUACUCGCUACAGUUACUAAGAAUGAAUCCAACAUGGGAGAAAUGCUCCAAUUCAUGCCUAAAAUCGAAUCAAUCCUUAAUGAUCCCGAUUGUUUUCCUGGAUUAUGCUCUGUAUUAACAAGCGCCCUCUAUUUCGAGUUCAUCAACAUAUCAGAACAAGAGAAACAGUUCCUACAGAACCUUAUUACCGCUGUAUUGAUUGCAGCCACGAAUUUACUUAGUUCUCCAAAUGUAGACCUCAAUGAGAUCUCCUCUGUCUUCCAGAUCUUCGGAGAAAUCGUAGAUUACGGUGGCGGAGAAGAAUUCAACCUCGGACCGGAAAAUAUCGAAUUCUUUACACAGAUCUUGAACAGAAUGCUUGAAAUUGCAGAGCUUGUUAAUGAAGCCAACACAGAUUACAUCGGAUUCAUCCAGAAGCUCUGUUCUCUCUUUUCAAGUCUUUAUACUUCGGCUCUCUCGAAAAACUAUCAAUACACAGAAUUUCCUUACACAGAACAGUUCGAACAUAUCAUCGCGUUGCUGUUUAAUACGAUAAACAUCAUUAACCAGGAAAAUUCUGAGUUUAAUAAGAAAGAAUUUGCAGAAGUCAUAUCAGAACUCACGAAAAUACCUACAGAAUACCAACCACUAUCCAAAUACCUUAUCGAAUUUCUCCUGAAAGAUGCAGAAUACGCAACAUUUUUCUUUACAGCUCAUAUUCCAGUUGCUUAUCGCCGCCACGUUGCACAGCCCAUCGCCCAGUUCAUUAUUGACAAUUACUCGGAGCAUGACCCAUUUGCUCUACCUUACGCCCUUAAUUUCCUUGCAUCAAGUAUUUAUCUGCUUUCUUCCCACCAAUUACAAGCAGCUACGACCAUUGCAUGGAAUAUAUUUGUCCAGAACUCAACAUACGACAAUGCAUUGUUCAUAAACAUCAUUGUUAAGAAUCUCCAAUUACAAUUUGCCCAAAACAACAUUUACAGAGAGGAAAUCAUAUCAAUAGGCACAUCAGCACAUUCCUAUCUCAUCAUUCCUUUCUAUACUACCUUAAUGAUGCCAAUUCCAUGGGUAAAUGAUCCAGAUUCUCGACAAAUGUUGUUUAACGAGGCAUUGGAACUCGUUGUUGGCAAAAUUAGUAUGAAACAAGAUUUAGUGAAGGUUUACCAGUUCCUUUCUAUGUUUGUUUCUCAUUUGGACAACGAAUUAAAGACAAUUGCCGAAGGAGAAGUUAUUUUGUACAACCAGGAAAAGGAAAACUACAAACAGAAACGUAUCCUUCUGUUUACAACCAUCAGACAACACAUUAUGUCCAUUUUCGAGUUACUUGGAGAUUCAUUGUAUCCUGACAACGAAGAAGCGGUCCAAAAAGCCUGCAAACUGAUGAGAAGGUCAAUAGAAGCCAACCUUGUCACUCCUUCAUUCUCUUUGCAGUGGAUGGUCAACACUUUCGAGAGAACAAGGUCGAAAUACAUAAUUAAGAUUUUCUCGAAGAUAGAUCUGAAGAUUCUCGCAAAGAUCGCUGCAGAGAAAAUUAUUCCUUUCCUUUCUAUCGAGUAUAUUUCGGAAAUGGACCAAGCUGGAUACAGAUGCGCAAUUGAUCUCAUUGACAAGCCAUUGAGAAGCAUUUGGACACCGCCAACAACAUUCUUUGAGGUGUUCAAUCUCGAGUAUAUCAUCAAUAUGCUGUCAAUGCCCCAAAUUGAUCCGAAAAUGUUUAUGUUCGUGUCAGAUAUCUUCCAGGUAAGGGUUGCAACAGCACCUCAUGAAUGGGCACAGCCUAUAACUGAAGUUAUCCUACACAACGUAUUCCAUUUCUACAGUUGGGACCUGAUUUCGGACGCAUUGGCCGCAAUUUACCAAAUAACGGCCACACAGGCUGUGGAUGCGGACUUCGUCAAGGGAAAAAUACUGGAGUACGAACAGGACCAGGAAAUCGCUGCAAUGUUCAACGUGAUGUUCGAUUUCAGAGUUGCUUCUCUACAAGGUGUUCAUGAGUUGAAGUUUAACCCGCAGGGAUUGAACAGACUCGGAAAGCUCAUUAUAGAAAGAGCAAGACACCUUUUAACCUCAAAUGAAUGA